Messenger RNA from Gossypium raimondii (Peruvian cotton), 2002 nucleotides. RefSeq names its product cytochrome P450 71AU50. The transcript has 2 exons. Lineage: Eukaryota; Viridiplantae; Streptophyta; Magnoliopsida; Malvales; Malvaceae. Bases 57 to 1613 code for a protein of 518 amino acids. Gene Ontology annotation, molecular function: oxidoreductase activity, acting on paired donors, with incorporation or reduction of molecular oxygen; monooxygenase activity; heme binding. The record is from RefSeq and is a predicted model, not a curated record.
AUUUUCUUGAUCUUUGUUGUUGCUUGUUUUACUCGUCUGUCUUCAACCUCUAUGCCAUGAUAUAUAUAAACUUGUCUGUCUUCAACCUCAAUCACAGCAAAUUCCGAGCCACCAUGGACAUGGCAAGUACACUUCUUGCACUUGCUGUGACACUUGUUUUUUUCUUUCAAGCCUUGACAUGGACAAGAAGGGGUAAAAACAAGCGAUUACCCCCUGGUCCGAAAGGCCUUCCUAUUAUCGGAAACCUUUUGAUGAUAGGGAACAACCCUCACCAUGAUUUUCAACGAUUAGCUCAAAAGUAUGGUCCCAUCAUGCACUUACGCUUAGGCUUGAUGCCGGUGAUCGUUGUCUCCUCCGCGGAAGCCGCCGAGCUGUUCCUCAAGACACAUGACCUUGUUUUCGCUAGCAGGCCACCUCAUGAAGGUUCCAAACUUAUUUGUUACAAUCAGCAGAAUUUGGUGUUCUCCCCGUACGGUUCGUAUUGGCGCAACAUGCGUAAGAUGUGCACCUUGGAAUUGCUUAGUAACCACAAAAUCAAUACUUUCAGGUCCAUGAGGAUGGAAGAACUUCAUGGUUGUGUUCAAUAUAUCCGAGAGGCGGCUACUGCUGGUUGUGUUGUCGAUCUUAGCUCCACGAUCUCGUCUUUUAGUACUGAUAUUUCGUGUAGGAUGAUCAUUGGAAAGAAGUAUGAUCACGACGAUUUUAGUGAAAAGGGGUUCAAAGCUACGCUUCGAGAGGGUAUGCAAAUUGGAGCUACGAUUAAUUUAGCUGAUUAUAUUCCUCAAAUUAGAGCACUUGAUCUCCAGGGACUAACAAAGCGUAUGAAAAUUAUUGCCAAGGAUUUUGAUGACUUUUUUGAGAAGAUAAUCGACGAGCAUGUUCGAUCUAAAGACGAAAACAGAGUCAAGGACUUUGUUGAUGUCAUGUUGGGAUUCAUGGGAUCAGAAGAAACAGAUGAGUACCGUGUCGAGCGAGACACGAUCAAAGCAAUUAUAUUGGACAUGCUUACAGCUUCUAUGGAUACUUCAGCAGCUGCGAUCGAUUGGACACUGGCCGAACUCAUCAGACAUCCACAAGUGAUGAAGAAAGUCCAAAAGGAACUCAAAAACGUGAUCGGCAUGAAGAGGAUGGUCGAGGAAUCAGACUUGGAGAAAUUGAAGUACUUGGACAUGGUUGUGAAAGAAAGCUUUAGGCUACAUCCAGUAGCGCCAUUGCUGGCACCGCAUGCAUCCAGGGAAGAUUUCACGGUGAAUGGCUUUGACAUACCCAAGGGUGCACGCAUCUUCGUAAAUGCAUGGGCUAUAAGUCGGGAUGAAAGGGUUUGGACUGAUGCAGAGAGGUUUUAUCCGGAGAGAUUCAUUGGAAGUGACAUCGAUCUCCGCGGACGCAACUUCGAGCUAAUCCCGUUUGGUGCCGGUCGCAGAGGCUGCCCCGGAAUGCAGUUGGGUUUAACAGUGGUUCGGCUUGUGGUGGCUCAAAUGGUUCAUUGCUUUGAUUGGGAGCUUCCAAAUGGUAUGUUGGGAAGUGAGUUGGAUAUGAGGGAGGAGUUUGGACUUGUUUGUCCUAGAGCCAACCAUCUUCUAGCCAUACCAACAUGGCGCCUAAAGGAUUGAACAUACAACAUCAAUAUUUACUUUUUGUUUAAAACAUCAGAUUUAGGCCAUUUUAUAUGUAGAGUAGGUUUAAGUAGAUCUGAUAAUGAGCUGGGUCAUUCACUUAAGCCCGAAGGUUUUCUUGAAAAGUGAAAGGGUUUGAGUAAAAAUAUAAGUUUGAAAGAUAGAUUUAGACCAAAAAAUAAGGCUUAUUUAGAAAACGGGCUAGACCUCAGGCAAGAUUUUUUUGGCCCGGGCAUAACUCGACCCGACCCAAAUUUGACCAAAAAAAUUCUGUUGUUGUUGCCUUUGUUUACUAUUGUUAUGUUGUUGUUUUGUUAUUGUUAUGUUGUUGUUAUGUUGUUGUUUUGCUACCAUUUCACUAAUAUAUUACUACUAUUUUGUUGUUA